This is a messenger RNA of Magallana angulata, 1026 nucleotides long. RefSeq lists its product as uncharacterized. The record is from RefSeq and is a predicted model, not a curated record. NCBI's taxonomy places the organism in Eukaryota, Metazoa, Mollusca, Bivalvia, Ostreida, Ostreidae. The coding region runs from base 1 to 741 and encodes 246 amino acids. The transcript has 7 exons.
AUGUUUGACAUGGAGAGAUUAGAAAAAGUUCAAUUAAGUGCUGCAAGGAUUGUUACUGGUUUACCCAUUUUAGCAUCUACAGAUUCUCUCUACACAGAAACUGGCUGGGAAUCUCUGAAUAAAAAUGAAACGUCCCAAGCAGGCCCGGGACCAGCCCGCGUGGAUGGCCCCACCAAGUCCUCCUCAGUGCUGAAAGCAAACACGAUGUCCAUCGUCCGAAAGCUGUCCGAAGCAUUUAGAUAUUCGAUUCAUAAGAACAAAGCGGCGCCUCAGUACCGCUGGCUUUCUGAAGGACCUAACGGCCUAUCUUCCGUCUCCAGUCGCGUAGAAACCUCAAAAACCUCGACGGAGAAAGACACGAAAAAAGAUGACAGAAGAAGAAAGUUGAAAAACCAAUUCCGGUUGUUCCAUAAUAAACAUAAAGGUUCCGAUCUUCUGCUCUCGAGUCCAACAAAGGCGGAACUGAAAUCAAAGAAGCAUACGCCAGUAUCGCCCCACAACACCGACGAUGGGCCGCGUAUGGAUAUAGUACCAGAUCACAUUUUGAUGGCACGGAUUCUUCGUCCUAAAAGUCUGCCUCCUCUUGCACCCAAUGCCAAGGACAUUUCCCUUAUCAUUCCCAAAAGAAAUCGAAUAACAAAGGAAACGGGGUUUUACAUCUUUGAAAAUCUGGAGAGCUUGAUAAAACACAACAAAUUACACGAAUUUCGCAUAACACCCAGUGACAUACAUAAAGUGUAAUUGUUGUACAGUGUAUAAGACUGUUCUGGACCGUUUACAAGUGAUGUUUUGAGGCGGCUACAGUUGUCUGUACCUGGAUUCCAUAGCGGUACCAGAAAGCAUCAUAUUUGGUAACACGUAACAGAGAAGGUCAUCUAUAUAGAAGGAGUCACACAACAGUGCAAUGAACGAAUAAUUUUAUGCAGUUCUGUUGUAAGGGGAAUAAUGGUGAUGACUAUUUUGUUAAAUGUAAUAGGCGGAAUUAGGGGCGUCCCCUUUUGUGAUCAUAAUUUAAAAAAAAUAAAA